CCCGUUUUUCCUUGUCUCGGUUUGUUCACAUCAUACAGAAGGAUGGACGUCUCGACACACACACGCCACACACACGUGCCUGCAUGAGGCAGUCGGCGUCGAUCUGUCCGGGUCGAUUCACACACUGACUGACAUAGUACAGCAACCCAGACAACAGCAGUGCCGAGCCUCCUACAUACCUACGAUGGCCACACGCAUAGACGGACAUCACCAGACACGUACGUACAGCACACGAGGGGACCCCUCAAGAUGCAACCACACACGUCCCCCACAACACGACAAAUAUCGACAGAUCAGAUCGACAGAUCAGAAGCGUACGGGCCUUCAUGCACCGCAUCUGUACAGGAGGAGUGGGUGCUGCCGCUGCGACAGGCACAGAGUGUUGCUAUCGCGAAAAAGUAGCGGCUGUCAUGUGAUGGCGAAAAAACAGGUGCCGCCCUUGACUGUCAGUUCGCGGUGGUGACGAUGAACUCCGCAGUCUAUAGAGAGAAACGUCGUCCCCACAGCAGUCGGAGUGUCACGUCUUCUCCGCUCCUUCCCGCGGCAGUCCGAAAAGCUCCUCAAGCGACAGCUCUGCCCUGUCCGCCGGUGGAGGGGUCAGAUCUGCGCCGUGACGGUCGAGCACAACAGGAGUCGGCUCGUCGGUGGAGGGCUCUUUCGCACCUGCACAGGACCACAGAACACAAACCUAUCGCCACUGGACUGAGCUGUUGGCAUUACGUGUGGCACGUAAGUACCGGCAUCAAGGAGCCUCUGCACUGUGGCAUCAAUCAGGUUCAUCAGCGGUCGUCGGUACUCAUAGAAAUCGACACCCAGCUCCCUCUCCAGCGCCAGCCGAACCUCCCUCGCCGUCACAUCCAGGCUGUGCUCACGCAGGUAGGCCUCAAUCCGUCCACACAGUUCCGGCCUCAAGCCUCCCCAGAGAUACGAAUGGGCGUCGUCGUCCAUUCUCGCAGUAUCCGGCAGGUAAUCAGGAAGCGAGAGGGAGAGGGGAGGAGGGAAGAGGUCAUCUGGUCCUGGACCCUCGCUGCCGUACACGCUGGCAAACUGACACUCAGGAGCUGCCUCAGCGUAGGAUUCAGCCACACCUGAUGACAGAAAGACAAACAGGCGCGGUUGCACCCGUCGGUCCUUCCCGCCCUUCCUGUUUUUCCCUACGUUUCUCAGGAUGCAGAGCGGCAGCAAGCACGUCCAAUCGCGCCGCCGGUGACAGCCUCUCGUACUCCUCCAUUGAGCGCAGUAGGCUUUCCAGCGACUCAUGCCUCUCGUCGAUGCGAAGGGCGCAGGUGAGCAGAACUGCGCGCCGUGCGGGAGGCAGCGUGGUGUAGUCGGCGCUGGAGAAGCCAACAGAAGCAAGAGCUGCAUCCAGUGCCUCAAGAGGGUCAGAUGUCAUCGUCGGUGACUGCUGGGUCGGUCAAAGGGCCAUCAUCAGGCCGUGUGCCAUGUGUCAGUCAUUGAUUCGGUCACAGCUUUGGCUCACCA
Messenger RNA from Vitrella brassicaformis, 1482 nucleotides. Lineage: Eukaryota; Vitrellaceae. The record is from the annotation of a GenBank genome assembly.